AUAGUGCUGUUAUCGAUCUAUGAAUAUAUCGAUUUCUAUUUAUAAAUUCACAGUGUUUGUUGACUAGUCUUUAGGGCAACCGGUUUCAGUGUUUGAAUAGUUUUUGUGGUCAGUGAAUUAAGUGUAAUAAAUAAGAAAACAAGUGGAAUGUCUUACAAAGGAUCGGAUUAUGAGGAUGAUGACGAUCUCUUGGGUCGGGGCCAGCCGCCACCAUACCAGGGGAGCGCAACUCGCUUGCCUCCCGCUGCGAGUGCCCCAACCACCACCAUGCACAACACAUCUUCGACAACGGCCGCCGGUGGACCGGUGACCGUCGUGACUGCCCAACCGACCUACCCCACAGCAGUCAUGUACCAGGGGAACAUGAACUUUGUACCGGUCGGCGUCAACGCGGGACAGGGACCUUUCAUAGGCCCCAAGGAGUCGCCAAUGACCUGCCCCUCCUGUCAGCAGAGGAUUACCACUAAAGUUGAAUACCAGGCUACGAUGAGAACACAUGUUUGUGCUCUCAUGUUCUGCAUGGUUGGGUGUAUACCGUGCAUGAUCAUCCCGUACGUCAUGGACAGCUGCAAAAACGCCGACCACUACUGUCCCGAGUGCAACGCGUUCCUCGGCACCUACAUACGAGUCUGAUAAUAUUACUGUGAUAAAUGUAAUCAUAAAUAAAACAAAAGAAUGUUCUCUAGCACAAAUGUGAGGAUAUUAGCUAGUCAACAUGACUACACUAUGUAUAUAGAACUUAGAACCACUUUCUAUUCUAC
Molecule: messenger RNA, 761 nt
Organism: Helicoverpa armigera (cotton bollworm)
Lineage: Eukaryota; Metazoa; Arthropoda; Insecta; Lepidoptera; Noctuidae
Product: lipopolysaccharide-induced tumor necrosis factor-alpha factor homolog
Exons: 3
Coding region: 148-633 (161 amino acids)
Molecular function (GO): zinc ion binding
Source: RefSeq, a predicted model, not a curated record